UCUCCCCUCCCUUUUAAUGCCACCAUCUCCUCCUCGCUCCUGCAGCUUCGAAUCACUAUCUCUCUAGACAAGCAGAGUUUUUGUCUCGCUUUCUCUCUCUAAAACCAAAACAAGAAGAAGACAGACGCUUCAACAGACAAGAUGAGUUCCAAAAUCUUUCAGGUCGCAUUGUUAAUGGCUCUCUUAGCCACGUCAUGCUUCGGUCAAGCCCCCGCUCCAGCUCCCUCUGCCACUUCUCCGCCGCCGGUCGCCACUCCUCCGCCUGACUCCACUCCUCCGCCGGCACCGACCACCGCUCCUCCUCCGGCACCGACCCCCGCCCCAGUCGCCCCUACCCCAGGCCCCGCUACCCCUCCGCCGUCGGCUGCUCCUUCUCCAGCUGAUGUCCCCGCCGCGUCCCCACCGAGUCCGUCUGGUCCCGCUCAAAGCCCCGGCGGACCAUCCUCCGGCCCCUCCGCCGAAGCCCCAUCACCUCCCAACGCGGCUUUCUCCAACAACGCCUUCGCCUACGCCACAGCUUUCGCCGCCGCUCUCUACGCCGUCGUUUUAGCCUGAGACCCUCACGUCCCGUCCCCUACGAGACGAGAUCUGUUUUUUGUUUUUCUUUCCUGAUUUUGGUUCACGUCUGUGAGAUUUGAUUUGAUUUGAUUGAUUACUCGUUUCUUUAAUUAUGAUGGGUUUGUGUUUUAAUUGGUAAUUUCAUCUGGUAAUUAUUUCGGUGGGUGUAAUGGGCUGUUGACACGUGUAAUAUUCGAUAGAGGGACCAAUGGUUUGUGGUGGGAUCUGUUUGUACAUCCAAUAAUAUAUUAUUCAUAUCAUUUAAUUA
Molecule: messenger RNA, 826 nt
Organism: Tarenaya hassleriana
Lineage: Eukaryota; Viridiplantae; Streptophyta; Magnoliopsida; Brassicales; Cleomaceae
Product: classical arabinogalactan protein 4
Exons: 1
Coding region: 142-555 (137 amino acids)
Source: RefSeq, a predicted model, not a curated record